Pelmatolapia mariae (spotted tilapia) is the source of this 2339-nucleotide messenger RNA. RefSeq names its product perforin-1-like. Bases 64 to 1833 code for a protein of 589 amino acids. The transcript has 5 exons. The record is from RefSeq and is a predicted model, not a curated record. Lineage: Eukaryota; Metazoa; Chordata; Actinopteri; Cichliformes; Cichlidae. Gene Ontology annotation, molecular function: pore-forming activity; calcium ion binding; wide pore channel activity. Gene Ontology annotation, biological process: T cell mediated cytotoxicity; immunological synapse formation; defense response to virus. Gene Ontology annotation, cellular component: membrane.
CACACAACAGAAACUUUCAGUGACACAGGCUCAUUAAAUCAAUAUUUCCAGCUCAGUAGCAACAUGUUUCAGGUGAAUAUCUGGAUCUGUGCUGGCCUCCUGCUGUCCCUCCCUCACUGCACGUAUCAGUCGUGCACAGAAGGGACACCAAAACAAUGCAUAGAUGCAGAAUUUGCUCCGGGAGCCAAUUUGGCCGGGGAGGGCUUUGAUAUCACCAAAAUGGAACGUAAAGGAGCCUUUGUGCUCGACAUGAAUCAGUGGAAACGUAAAGAUAAAACAUGCAUGCUGUGUACCAACCCUUUCCUGGAGAACAUAAAGCAAAAGCUACCCCUGACAGUGGUGGACUGGAGGGCAAAGCAGUCCUGCAGUGCCAAAGUUUCCACCAAACUUCACAAAUCCAGCGAGUCGCUUCUCGAUUCUAGCUUCUCUUCUGUUGAAAACAACUGGAAGGUGAAUCUAGAUCUUCAAGCGGGGAGUAAAAGUGCGUCACUGAUGCUGGCUGGUACCAAUUCUCAUCUCUCGAGUUACUCCAUGGAAAAAACCAAGAAUGACAAGUACAGCUUCGCAAGCCACAGCAUGUCCUGCGAGUACUACAGCUACAGAGUGUCCAGUGCUCCAAAGCUGCACAGAGAAUUUCGCAAAGCUUUGAAAAAACUUCCCAAAACCUACAGCGCAGAAACCAAACAACGGUUUUACAAACUCAUUGAUGACUUUGGGACCCACUACAUCACCAAGGUGAAACUGGGGGGAAGUAUCGAGUCUGUCACCAGCAUCAGACAGUGCCAGGCCAGCCUUAAAGGGCUCAGUGCCGAGGAGGUGCAGAUGUGCCUCGAAGUUGAGGCGUCUGCAAGUAUUAAAGCUAAAAAAAUAAGUACUGAAACAAAACACUGCAAAAAGGAUAUACAGCAGACAGACAGUAAGUCUGCCUUCUCCAGCCUCUUCAAUGACAGGUUCACUGAAAUAAAAGGUGGUCAUACCACAGAGCCAGACCUUCUCUUCUCUGCUGACAAAAAUCCAGAAGCCUACAAGGGAUGGCUGAGCACAUUACCACAAAACCCAGACAUCGUGUCAUAUUCCCUGGACUCUCUGCAUGAGUUACUACCUACCACAACCAAAGUCAGAAAAAACCUGCGCUCUGCCAUUAGCCAUUACAUCCUGGAGAAAGGCCUGUGGAGAAACUGUACUGAUCGCUGUAAGGCUGGAAUUAGGACCGACUCGAGGGAUCCCUGCGUCUGCCAGUGCCACAAUGACCCUGCCGUGAACCAAGAUUGCUGCCCUGUUCGUAAGGGAAUGGCACGGGUCACCAUAACAAUACAGCGGGCCUCUGGUCUGUGGGGGGACCACACCACCGGUACAGAUGGAUACGUGAAGGUGUUUUUUAACAAAUUAGAAGUCCGACGUUCUCCUGUCAUUUAUAACAACAACAACCCACACUGGGGCAUGGUCGUCGACCUGGGCUCAGAGGAUAUUUCAUCAGCUAAACUGAGAUUUGAAGUUUGGGAUGAGGACAACAAGUGGGAUGAUGACCUAUUAGGAGCAUGCGAGCCACUUCUGACUGCUGGAGUUAAAGUGGAUCUCUGUAAUAUGAACCACGGCCAACUGUUCUACAAAGUGGAUGUGCAGUGCGCUCCAAGUCUGAGCGGAAAGUCGUGCACGGACUAUAAACCUUCACCUAUGAAUUCAAGUCUGAAGAAGUUCUAUGUGUCCCGUCAUGCCCGUCCUAUUCCAGAGGCCAUCCUGUCAGAGAUGGGUGUGUUUGUGGACAAAUCAAGUUCAUGGAAAAAUCAGAGUGUUGCUGCCGAGAGUCCCAAGUAUGAUGUAAUAUUAGUGUGAUGCAGUGAAAAAAAUUGGCUUCGCUAAAACAAUAAGGUAUCAACAGUUUUAUUUUAGUCUUGAUGUUAGUUGAAAUCUCUUGUAAUGACUCUGAAAGGUUGCAGCUGAAAGUAGAAGAAGUUAAAUUUACAUGUCAAAAAAGCCCAUUGGCAUAAUGCAGAAAUGUAGGCACUCUGCACAAGGUCCUACUACCUCUUGAGCUUUAUGACGAGGUGCUUCCUUCUUAAAGAUUUGCGCAUCAGUGUGGCAUACAGCAGUUUAUUCAGUGAAGUGUGAACAAACAUAACUCCCGCACUAUGAGCCACAUGCAUUUCUGAUGGCUCAGAAUGAUGUCAUUACUUCACUCUAGGUGGCUUUUAACCCACUUACAUCUGGCUUUAACGCCUGGCUAGGGAGGCUAAGUCUGGGUAGCAUCUUGCACCAAGGCUAAGGGUGUGUACAUAUUCAUAUAUAGUUGUUGUGGUAAGCACAAUGACUCAGAGUGGUUCCACCUCAUUCAAAAUGAA